This is a messenger RNA of Botrytis porri, 255 nucleotides long. RefSeq lists its product as uncharacterized. Bases 1 to 255 code for a protein of 84 amino acids. The transcript has a single exon. The record is from RefSeq and is a predicted model, not a curated record. Lineage: Eukaryota; Fungi; Ascomycota; Leotiomycetes; Helotiales; Sclerotiniaceae.
AUGCCAGCCUACAGUCCUACAGAAACAAGUCUCGAUUGGAUGGAAAAUAUGGCGACUGAGAAUUGGAGGAGAGGAUUAGGGAGCUUCGAUGUCAGGGCUGUCAAAAAACUGACAAGUCAUAUAUCAUUGUGCAGAACCAGUUUCGGCUCGGGUCAGGUUAAGACAGCCUUAAACUUAUGGAAGGCUGGACCUCAAGCUCAAGAUGGUCUCAAACUCCUCGAAGCUGAAAUAUGUUCAGGUUAUAUUUCUAUUUGA